Messenger RNA from Brienomyrus brachyistius, 4474 nucleotides. Its product is annotated as ras GTPase-activating protein-binding protein 2-like. The transcript has 13 exons. The coding region runs from base 242 to 1756 and encodes 504 amino acids. Gene Ontology annotation, cellular component: cytosol; ribonucleoprotein complex. NCBI's taxonomy places the organism in Eukaryota, Metazoa, Chordata, Actinopteri, Osteoglossiformes, Mormyridae. Gene Ontology annotation, molecular function: mRNA binding. The record is from RefSeq and is a predicted model, not a curated record.
GGACCCAGGCUGCGGGGCUGGAGCACAAAGCACCGUAUUGGCUGAAAUCGAAGGCUUUGGCACGGCGGAGAUCAACUUGGGUCUUAUCGUAACAUCUCAAUAAAAAUAAUAACGGUGAGAAGUAUAAGCAGUCAGAGGUAUACAUUAACAACCGCACGCGGACGGGCUGCACCCUGAGCCUUACUGACAGAGCCCUCUCUCCGGUGGGUACCUGGAGGAAUCUGAAUUGUGUACCAAAGAAAUGGUGAUGGAGAAGCCAAGUCCCCUGCUGGUCGGCCGGGAGUUCGUCCGGCAGUAUUACACACUGCUGAACAAGGCCCCGGACUUCCUGCACAGAUUCUACGGCAGACACUCCUCCUAUGUUCAUGGCGGUUUGGACACCAGCGGAAAACCGGCAGAGGCUGUUUAUGGACAAGCUGAGAUCCACAAGAAGGUGAUGUCUCUGCAGUUCAGCGAGUGCCACACCAAGAUCCGCCACGUGGAUGCCCACGCCACCCUGAGCGACAGCGUGGUCGUCCAGGUGAUGGGCGAGCUGUCCAGCGGCGGGCAGCCCAUGAGGAAGUUCAUGCAGACCUUCGUGCUCGCCCCCGAGGGCUCCGUAGCGAACAAAUUCUACGUGCACAACGACAUUUUCCGCUACGAAGAUGAAGUUUUCGGCGACUCGGAGGCAGAGCUUGAUGAGUCUGAGGAGGAGGUCGAGGACGAGCCGGAAGAGCAGCAGCCAUCCCCCGAGCCUCUCCCAGAUAGUUCCAGAAGCAGCACCUACUACGAGCAGCACCCAGCAGCCAAUGGUGUGGAAGAGUCCAUGGAGGAGGUGCCACCUGAGGCCGUGCCGGAACCCCAGCCGGAGCAGAAGCUGGAGGAGCUCAAGCCCGAGGCGGAAGAGAAGGUUCUGGAAGAUCUGGAGGAGAAGGGCCCGUCUCCGGUGCCUGUGGAGUCCCCGCCCCACGUACAGGAGCCCCCCAAGACCUUCUCCUGGGCCUCAGUGACCAGUAAAAACCUGCCGCCCAGCGGCACGGUCCCUUCCUCUGGAAUUCCCCCGCAUGUCGUUAAGGCCCCAUCAUCCCAGACUCGGCCGGACACCAAGCCGGAGCUGCAGGGCCAGGCCACCCGGGCCCGUGACCAGCGGCCCCGUGAGAGACAGGGCUUCAUUCCCCGAGGACCCCGGCCCGAUGGCGUGACAUCAUCAGAUUCACAGGUGGGGAAGCCCAGUUUCAGCUUCAUGAACAAAGGACGGGCCGAGUCGGAACCCUCUGAAAUGGACUCCCGCCGGGCCCUGCGUUACCCUGACAGCCACCAGCUCUUCGUUGGCAACCUACCGCAUGACAUAGAUGAGAGCGAGCUGAAGGAUUUCUUCAUGACCUUUGGGAACGUCGUGGAGCUGAGGAUCAACACUAAGGGCGUUGGGGGCAAGCUGCCAAAUUUUGGCUUCGUGGUCUUCGAUGAUUCUGAUCCUGUGCAGCGGAUCCUGGCUGCGAAGCCAGUCAUGUUCCGUGGGGAGGUGCGCCUGAACGUGGAGGAGAAGAAGACGAGGGCGGCACGUGAGAGGGAGACCCGUGGCGGGGGUGGGGCCGACAGCCGCCGCAACGAGCGGGGCCCGGGGGGGCCUCGUGGCAUCAUGGCAGGCGGAAUGAUGCGGGAUCGUGAUGGAAGGGGUGCCCCCGGCCGGGGUGCCCCGACCCCCAAACCGGGCCUCAGUUCGGGAAGAGGCGCUGCCCAGGGCAGCGAGAGCCGCUUCACUUCGCAGCGUCGCUGAGACAGCGCCCCCUGCAGUCCGGGAGUAGUAUCACAUCCAUCUUCACCUUAAAGUCCGCAUAUAUGAAAAAUCCUUUUUUUGGCUUUGGAUUGUCUCUCAGCCUGUCAGCCAUUUCUUUGACAUGCAAGACAAACGAGAAAACGAAAAAAAAAAAAAACCACCAGCCUCCUCGGUUUCCGGGCCUCGAGCUGAGCCUCUGUAAGCAUUAAGCUGUAUUCCGAGAUGCAGCACAGGUCUGUCAGGAGAGGCACUGCACUGGCAUGCAGCAGCACAGCCCAUCAUCUGGAAAAGAACGUAAACACUCGGGGUGGGGAGUCUGCACGCUUCAUGUAAACCCCGUUGGAGGUGCAGUGUGUGUGGCCUGGAACCUGCCUCUCUGCUUUCUGUCUGACGGUUGGACUAGAAACCGAUAGAUUUCAGGCACUCAUCAGUAUGCACAAGUGGGGUUUACGUCUGCUGGCUUCCUUGGGUGGAGCCAGGAGGCCACACCCACCGACUGCCCCUUAACUGCCAGGAGGCCACACCCACCGACUGCCCCUUAACUGCCAGGAGGCCACACCCACCGACUGCCCCUUAGCCAGCAGGAGGCCACACCCACCGACUGCCCCUUAGCCAGCAGGAGGCCACACCCACCGACUGCCCCUUAGCCAGCAGGAGGCCACACCCACCGACUGCCCCUUAGCCAGCAGGAGGCCACACCCACCGACUGCCCCUUAGCCGCCAGGAGGCCACACCCACCGACUGCCCCUUAGCCGCCAGGAGGCCACACCCACCGACUGCCCCUUAGCCGCCAGGAGGCCACACCCACCGACUGCCCCUUAGCCGCCAGGAGGCCACACCCACCGACUGCCCUUUAGCCAGCAGGAGGCCACACCCACCGACUGCCCUUUAGCCAGCAGGAGGCCACACCCACCGACUGCCCCUUAGCCAGCAGGAGGCCACACCCACUGACUUGCUGGGUAGGUGCUGCCAUUCUGGUCUUUGAGUGGCUGUAGCCUGAGUGGUGCGCGGCACUGACACUCUGGGGGCUCGUGCUUUGGGUUUAUUUUUUUGUUUUAAUUUCGUGGUUUCCAGGUACUGCCCAGGCACAGCGUGGGGGGGUGUGGUUAGCUCACCCACCAUGAGUAUGUAGAAACAUGCAGAAUCUCAGCUGGUGAACUAGUCAUGAUGAUGGUGCCUUGCCCAUGCUGCUGGUUUCGUCGCUGGGCCCUGGCUUUCCCCAGUACAGCGGCUUCAAAGAAGGGGGGGGUUUCUGGGUAUGCAGAAUGCCAUCCCGGGUCACCUGACCUAACAGUUCAGGGAAAUUUGCAGUGUGCAUUUUUUUAUUUAUUUUUUUUAAAUACGCAUUUUACUGGUCCGUUCAACAGAUGUUAGUGGAAUUUAGGAAUUUAACAAGAGGUGCCUGAAAUUCUGGUACACGUGAUUUGGUUCAGAGAUGCACAUUUUUUUUAAACCGCAUCUUACUGAUGUGCAACUUUUAUCGAAGAUUGAAAGGAAAACAGCAGAUUCAGCGUUUGGGUUUGUCCCGUUUGGAUGGCCGGUGCUGCUCAGGAACACAGGUCCAAAGUGGGACAUUGACAGAAGACAUAACUGUACUGUAAAAGUAAAGCCUUUCAUUGCCUGUGACACAGAAGAAAUGGAUCGUAAAGGAGUGAAUGUAGGUAUCGGGACUCAUGGACUGCGAACAACUCAGUUCGUCGGGCUGUAAGACGGUGCUGUUUCCUCCCUUUGAUUCCGGAAGAUUGACGCCAGAUCUGACCCCUGCCUUCGCCCCCCCCCCUCACACACCUCCCUAAAGCACUUCUGGUUUUCAGCUGUUUUCUUACUGAACUUUGAAGUACUGAAAAUGACUUUGCACCCAUAUUACUGCCCUCAUAUCCAACGGAAGCGUCUUGGGAUGAGAUGUUUCUGGAAGCCUGUCUGAGGAUGUCACAGCUAUGCUGUUGGUGUCUGAGGUGAAGAUGCUCAUGUGUUUUAUAGCAGAAAAGAUUCAGCCGUCUUAAUUCUAAUUUGGUUAAAGAAAAAAUAAACCUGAAUGUGCCAGUAGGGUAAGAGAACCUUCCUUCCUGUUUGAAUUUUAAAUUUUGUCCUGACACGUUGCCAAAAGAUGUCCUGCGGCUGGACUGACCAGCUCUCUCGUUCUGGGUUGUAGGACACAUCUGAGCACCUGCAUUGAGUAUAUGCAGUAGUUGUUUAGAAAAAAGCUUGGUGUCCUUACUGGGAGGGGUGUGUCUUUCAUCUGAUCCCAUAAGCAGGCACAUGGAGCCUCUUCCCUGAUUGGCUGAGCUCACUCUGCGACCUGCUCGUCAAACACACAGACCUUGAUGACCUGGCGUGGGUGAUGUUCAGGGUUAUGACAGACUGAUGUGAGCUACAGGCUCUCUGGGCGGAACCGGAAGCUAGUGGUCCGGCCUGUUUGCAUCAGAGGAGGUUACAUGGCAUGUUCUAUCUUCUCCAUGUUUACAGUAGCACCCACUUUCCAUCUGUCCCUUCAGGAAGCCUAAAGCCGAGACUGUUAACCUUCCCUUGUUGAGAAGGUCCUUCUGUAAUAGGAAGGUGAUGGUGACUGGCGGAGCAGAGCCUGGUUUCGUGUUUCUCGUGUGGCUCUGGCUGACUGUGUCAGAGCUGCCGUUUCCCUUUUUAGUAUGUUGCAGGUGGAACGUUUGUAUUUUAGUUUUCCAUGAAUGUGUUGGACUGAUAAUAAACUACUGAAGCCAC